Molecule: messenger RNA, 795 nt
Organism: Lipotes vexillifer (Yangtze River dolphin)
Lineage: Eukaryota; Metazoa; Chordata; Mammalia; Artiodactyla; Lipotidae
Gene: SPX
Product: spexin hormone
Exons: 6
Coding region: 43-393 (116 amino acids)
Biological process (GO): positive regulation of gastro-intestinal system smooth muscle contraction
Cellular component (GO): cytoplasm
Molecular function (GO): neuropeptide hormone activity
Source: RefSeq, a predicted model, not a curated record
GGUUAAGUUAUAGUCAUUGCAGCUUCUGGAAAGGUGUAGAACAUGAAGGGAUUCAGAAGUCUGGUGGUAACAACCUUGACUCUUUUCCUGGUGUUUUCUUUCAUGGGAAAUUCCAACAGUGCUCCGCAGAGACUCUUUGAGAGAAGGAACUGGACUCCUCAAGCUAUGCUCUACCUGAAGGGUGCACAGGGGCGCCGCUUCAUCUCCGACCAGAGCCGGAGGAAGGACCUCGCCGACCGGCCGCCGGCCGAAAGACGAAACCCAAAUCCCCAACUACUAACUCUUCCAGAGGCAGCAGCUGUGCUAUUGGCUUCCUUGCAGAAGCUGCAAGAAGCUGGAGAAGAAAACUUUGAUCAAACCAGAUUCCUAGAAGAUAAUCUGCUAAACUGGUGAAAAUAUACCAGAUUCCAUUCAAUUAUAGUUCUGUUCUUGUUGAAAACAUGAACCAUGUGAAUAAUGCCUGUGGACCCUUUUUAUCUUCAUUUGUAAUCUUAGGAACAUGUGCAGCCAGUUUUAUUCUUUCAGAAGCUAAAGUGAUGUUGAGUUCUUAGUGAGAACAUUGUUGCUUUCUUCCAUUGCUUCAGGUUCUGUUUAGAUUGCCUUGUGUCUUACUCUUGAAUUUUUUAGCCCAUUUAUAAUUAUUAGGUUGAAGACUCUUUAGAGUGUUCUUUCGUUUUGUGACAACAAAUACCCAUCUUGAUCUAAUCAUUCUUAGUUGUUUUUUUUCAUUUUGUUACCCAUUUGCACUGUCUUAUCACUCAGCAGAGAAUCUCCUCUCCUUUUCCCCCUUUUCUC